This is a messenger RNA of Chara braunii, 1136 nucleotides long. Lineage: Eukaryota; Viridiplantae; Streptophyta; Charophyceae; Charales; Characeae. The record is from the annotation of a GenBank genome assembly.
GUUUGUAAAGCCCUCUUUAUAAUGGGCCGCAAUCUUGGAGGCUCGACAGAGAGCGUGAGAGAUGGGCGACAAGGGCGACACGGAUGACUGGGUGGAGGGCGGAUUGGAUGAUGGUGAAGAUAAUAGCGGCGAAGAUAAUUGCGGCAACAACACCAACAACAUCAAGAACAACAACAACAACAACAAUAUCAAUAACUUCGGCAUCAACGACACCAACAAGGACAACAACAAUAACAACACCAACAACAACGAUGGUGGCAGUGAUGACCACGACAACGACGGGGCAAAUAACAACAACAACAACAACAACACCGGCUGUGACGACCACGGCAGCGGCAGGGUGGAGAGCGAUAUCCGCGCAUCUGAGUUUAUCAUCAGCGGGAUGGGUGAGAUGCUGCAAGCGGCCGUGGGGGGGACUGGGGUUGUCCUCGGCAGCAGCAGGGUUGAGAGCGGUGCAUCUCUGAUCAUCAUCAGCAUGAUGGGAGAGAUUCCGCAAGAGGACGCGGUGGGGAUUGGGGAUGACCACAACAACAACAACGACGAAGGUAGCAACAACGAUGACGGCGGCAGCGAUUACCAAGGCAGCAGCGGGGCAGAGAGCAUCAGCAGGAAGGGAGAGAGGUUGCAUGCUGACGUGGUGGGGAUGGGGGUUGACACGGAUAAGAAGCUUACCAUCUUCCCCCCCUUCCCCCCCUUUCAACCUCGUUGUCUGGUCGAGGAUACGAGUAGGAUAAUCGAUGCUGAUUGGUGUUGCCCGGCCCUCAAUAUCAAGCAACAAUGGGGUGCUGAUUGCCCCAUCGAAGGGAGGUGGGUUGCUUAGGGAGUAGUUUGCAGGUGGUCAAUCCUUCCCUUGCGCAAGGAAGUAAUCAAUACCCCUGCUCUCCUUCGGACAAUAGGUAUAGGGACAAUUUUACAUGAUUUUGCAAAAUGGAAGCUGGAGUCGCAGUUCAGAUCACACAGAGUACAUCAUUGAUAGAGUCUUGUGUUUACGGUUGAUUGCUAAAGAUCACACAUAUCACCUUUUUGUUAGGGUUACGGGUGUUUUGCAUAAGCUGGGGUUGACGUCCACAACAUACAUUUACAUAAUUGAUAGUGAUUAGUGCUUAAGUCUUGAUUGAUAAAGAUCAUACACAUCA